GUAGGGGUGACAGUUGUUGAUGUGUCAACCAGCCUGAAGGGGGCAGAUAAUUGUACUGAUUUUGAUUUUGUACCAAGGAAGGAUGUGCUUUCAUGCUAUGCACGAGGGGAAGAAUCUGUGGUCCAGCUUCCAGACGAUAGAGGCCAAGCUAUUGGAAUCGUGAGUAAAGCUCUUGAAACUUUCCUAAGUAAAGCUCAUAAUGACCAGAUUCUUGCCGGAGUGAUUGGCCUUGGGGGUAGUGGAGGAACAUCUCUAUUGUCAUCUGCCUUUCGAUCUCUUCCAAUUGGGAUCCCAAAAAUUAUAAUAUCAACAGUUGCCAGUGGUCAAACUGAAUCUUAUAUUGGAACAUCAGACUUGGUAUUAUUUCCUUCAGUUGUAGAUAUUUGUGGGAUUAACAGUGUUAGUAAGGUUGUUCUAUCUAAUGGGGGCACAGCAUUUGCUGGAAUGGUGAUUGGAGGGCUUGAAAAAUCAAAAGAACAUAGCAUCACUAAUGGAAAGUUUACAGUUGGUGUAACUAUGUUUGGGGUUACGACUCCUUGUGUUAAUGUUGUCAAAGAAAGAUUAGAGAAAGAAGGAUAUGAGACUUUGGUUUUCCACGCCACUGGUGUCGGGGGCAGGGCCAUGGAGGAUCUUAUUAGAGGAGGUUUUAUACAGGGUGUGUUGGAUAUUACGACAACUGAGGUUGCAGAUUACGUAGUUGGAGGUGUUAUGGCAUGUGAUAGUUCCCGAUUUGAUGCAAUAUUAGAGAAGAAGAUUCCUUUGGUUCUUAGUGUGGGAGCAUUGGAUAUGGUGAAUUUUGGUCCUAAAACUACCAUACCUCCUGACUUUCAGCAAAGAAAGAUUCACGAACAUAAUGAGCAGGUUUCCCUAAUGCGUACUACAGUAGGUGAAAAUAGGAAAUUUGCUGCAUUUAUAGCAGAAAAGUUGAACAAGGCAUCAUCAAGUGUACGUGUUUGCUUGCCCGAGAAAGGUGUCUCUGCAUUGGAUGCACCAGGGAAAGCCUUUUAUGAUCCUGAGGCAACUAGUUGUCUUACACAUGAGCUACAGAUGCUUCUUGGAAAAAGUGAAUGCUGUCAGGCUAAGGUCUUCCCUUACCAUAUAAAUGAUGUGGAGUUUGCAAAUGCUUUAGUUGAUUCGUUCUUGGAAAUCUCUCCGAAAUCUAGACAUGUUGAAUGUCAGCCAGCUGAGUCCAAAUCUAUCCAAGACAUUCAGAAUGAUAAUGCUGUUCUUCAGAAAUAUUCCUCAUGCAAUGGAAAAAACUUUUCUAGCCUGAAUGACUUUCCAAAUGCAAAACCAG
This is a messenger RNA of Capsicum annuum, 1297 nucleotides long. RefSeq names its product toMV susceptible protein tm-1(GCR26). Gene Ontology annotation, biological process: carbohydrate derivative metabolic process. NCBI's taxonomy places the organism in Eukaryota, Viridiplantae, Streptophyta, Magnoliopsida, Solanales, Solanaceae. Gene Ontology annotation, molecular function: carbohydrate derivative binding; catalytic activity. The record is from RefSeq and is a predicted model, not a curated record.